AGUGUGAGCCAUUUCGGGUCUCAGAGCCGUUUCUCGCGCGGGCACGCGGCUUUGGUCAAGGUCGACGUUGGCCGCGCCUGCGGCGCGGAACACCUGGAGAAAUGCCGAAGGUCCGCAAACAUCCCAACUCCGUCGUCGAGGUGUCAAGCCCCUGACAACAUCUGCCGCUGGUGUACUUAAUCGUUUUGAUGGACAUGUUGAACUUCGGGAUUGUCUUCCCACUGCUGCCAUCGAUUGCAGAGGAGUUCAAUGCCUCGGCGAUGCAGGUCGGAAGCUUAGCCACCUUCUUCUCCGUGGCGCAAGUGAUCUUUACACCUGUUCUAGGCUGGGCCUCCGAUAAGUUCGGUCGACGCCCGGUGCUGCUGAUCGCCGUGGCGGGCACGACGGCCUCCACGGUGUUGACGGGAGCGGCCUGGAACUUCACCAUCAUGUGCGUGGCACGCGCCAUCAACGGCGCUAGUGGUGGCACUGUGGGCAUUGCGAACGCCUACAUUGCGGAUGUCACCAAUAGUAUAGAGAAGCCCACCUACAUCUCCUACCUCCAAGCAUGUAACUCGGUGGGCAUCAUCAUCGGUCCCGCCUUGGGUGGAGCCCUCAGUCGCUGGGGCUUCGCCCUGCCCUGCUACGUCUCCGCUGCCUUGAGUGGGCUGAACUUCCUUGUGGCCCUCUUCUUCCUGGUGGAGCCCCGAUCUUCCCAGCGAGAGGCAGCUGUGAACUUGACACAUCCCACACCUGAUGAGGGCGCACAAGAAGGAACCACUGGCACUGGCAUUCACGAGAAUGUCCACAGCGCGGUGGGCAGCAAUGCCCGUUUGCGGACGCGCGCCUCAUCGGUGGACACAGGGUUAGAUUACAUCCCCUGCUCAGCUGGUUUGCUCUUCGCUGCGGGUUUCCUUUUCAUGCUGGGCUUCGCCUCCUUCGAAAGCGUCACAGGAUACUACUUGAUGGACAGGUUGUUCAACCACAACAAAGAAACCAGCGGGCAGUUCUAUGGCCUGCUUUUCACAAUAGCCGGGAUAGCCAUGCUCCUCACCGCGCUCUUUAUCUACAAGCCCCUGCUGGGCUGCAUCGGCGAGUUCCCCACCGUGGCCCUGGGGGGCGUCUUCCGUUGCGCGGGCUUCUUGGGGAUGUCCUUCGCCACCAGUCCGGUGCUGUUCGCUUGUGCAGCGAUCGUGCAAGUGGUAGGAGGAAAUCUCAUCUCUCCGACCACAUCCUCCCUUUUGACCACGAUUUGCUCGAAGAAGAUCUAUGGCAAGGCUCUAGGCUACCAACAGUCCUUUCAGUCGGUGGCCCGGAUCUUCGCCCCCACCAUCUUCGGGUAUUUGUACGACCAUUACGAUCAGCGCCUCACCUUUUGGAUCAAUGCCGCCACCACAGUCAUCGCGGUGCCGCUCAUCUUGGCGGUGCCAAGGCCUGCGAGCCCCAUGAAUGCCCAGGAAGUGGAGCAGAAUUGUGAUAGCUUGGAACGGCAGAAGUCCGUUCCACCCACCUUACCCUCUCUGGAGGGCACCGAGCACCAUCCCACCCUGCGGCGGCAGCUCUCCAGAAGUGCUACCGAGUCACAUCAAAGUCAGAGCCUGCAGCCGGUGGUUGAGGAUGCUUAGGCGAGCGGAGGCCGAAGCCUAGGUCCAGCAGGUCUCAAAAAGGGACAUUCUGCUGAAGCUCGAUGUGUAAAGUGGAGGGCACCCAGCCCAGGAGAACUCAUUGAAGACUUGUAUUUGAGGUCG
Molecule: messenger RNA, 1727 nt
Organism: Durusdinium trenchii
Lineage: Eukaryota; Dinophyceae; Suessiales; Symbiodiniaceae
Source: the annotation of a GenBank genome assembly